GGAGCGGAAAAUGGCGGCGGCCGCGCAGCUCACGGAUGAGGAGCUUUUCUCGGAGCUGCGGCGCUUCGGCUUCUCCCCGGGGCCGGUCAGCGAGAGCACCCGGCCCGUCUACCUGAAGAAGCUGAAGAAGCUGCGCGAGGACGAGCGGGCCGGGGCCCGCAGCGGCGCCAACAAGACCCGGAACAGCAACAACAAUAACACGGGGGCCGGAGCGGCGCCGGGCGGCGGCGGCGGCUCGGGCAGAGCGGCCGCUGGCGCGGGUGCCCGGCUGGCCGGCGCGGAGCACCCCUACCUCCCCGGGGCUGGCGCCGCGGGCGGCCGGAGCCGCGCAGCACCCCCUGCCGGGGGCAGCAAAGUGCUGCUGGGCUUCAGCUCGGACGAGUCGGAUGUGGAGGGCAGCCCCCGGAGCCAGGCCGGCGCCGGCCGCAGGGAGCGGGCUUCGCCCGGCCUGCGCGGCCCGCGGCCUGCCGCCCCCCUCGGCGCCUGCGGCCUCGCCAGCAGCUCGCCGCCGGAGGAGGCGGCCAGGCGGAAGCCCGGGGCCUGGUGGGGGGCGGCGGCCCGGAGACCGGCGGCGGCUCCGGCUCAGGCUGUGAGGGAGCCCUGCGACGGCGAGGAGGAAGGAGGGGAGGAAGAGGACGGCGACGAAGAGGAGGAGGAGGAGGAGGAAGGCGGCAGCGAACAGUGGAAGAACCGGACUGUGAACGGCAGCCGGCUGCUCGCCUUCGGCAGCAGGGAUAAGUACUCUGACUCGGAGGAGGAGGAGGCGGCGGGGGCCAGGGCCAAGCAGCAGGUACCGAGGGAGGAGCCUGCAGUUCGCCGGCCCAGACGGAGCCUCAGCAAGUCUCCUGCCCCAUUCAUAGCAAGCAAAUGCGCUGCAGCCGGCGCCGGCGUGGUGGAGACGGGCCAAGAAAGGGCUGGCGGAGGCUGUGGUGCCGGUGUAGUCGUAACGAAUGACAGGGCGGCGGCGGCUGCCGGGAGUCUAGACAGGGGCAGAAAUCAUGAGGAAGAGGAGGCGGCGGCAGCGAUAGGGGGAGGAGGAGGAUGUGAAAAACUGGACUGUAGUCCUCCCACUCCUAGAUACCGCAUUGGCCUGUCUAAGAAAUCCCCUGCAGUAUUGUUGCUGCCAGCACCGCUCACAGACAUGGACAGCAGUAAAAUCACUGACCCUCCGGGUGCCACUAGGAAAGCGACCAAUAAUCAUGUUCUCAGCGGUGCUGCUGGUAGCUAUAAUGUUGAAUCCAGGAUCUAUUCAGCUACUAAUAGCCUUCCCUUGGGUGGAACCUCCUCCCUUAGACUCAACCACUCCAAUCAUACGGGUUCAAAUCAUACCUACCUGAAAAACACCUACAAGAAGAAUCUCUCAGAGCCCGAGGAGGAGCUUCUCCAACAGUUCAAAAGAGAGGAGGUAUCCACCACUGGAGGCUUCAGUGCACAUUACCUGUCCAUGUUCCUCUUAACUGCUGCAUGCUUGUUCUUUCUGAUACUGGGCUUCACAUACCUGAGAAUGAGAGGUUCUGGAGUAGCUGAGGAUGUAGAAGUCAACAUUAAACAUCCUUUCAGUGGCAAACUACAAAAAAUACAGGAAGAUGAAAGAAGUCUCAUGAUGAACAGCUUAUAUGCACUUCACGAUAAAUUGGCACAAGUAGCAGGGGAACAUGAAUGUGGCAGCUCUAAUCAAAGAAAUCUUACCGUCCAGGAGGCAGCUGCAUAUUUGAAAAGCUUAGAUCCAGAAUAUGAAAGCGUACUUAACAAAUCACUACAAUGGAUCUUGAAUAGUGGGGAAGAUGUUGGCAUAAAGUGUCUCAGCAAUGACCCAAAUGAAAUAAAUGUCACUAAUGUGACAAAUGUGAAAUAUCUGGAAUCCACUAGUCCAAAGAUGUCUUUCAGGUGUCGUUUUCGCCGUGCAUUUGUUAAUGUAACUCAUAGAUUAUCAAUACUACUUUUGGGUGUAGCAAUGGUAUGGGGAGUCUUGCACUACAUGAAAUAUCGUUGGGCAAAAGAGGAAGAGGAGACAAGGCAGAUGUAUGAUAUGGUGGUAAAAAUCAUAGAUGUUCUAAGAAGUCACAGUGAGGCAUGUUCUGAAAAUAAAGACUUGCAGCCUUAUAUGCCUAUUCCACAUGUACGUGAUUCUCUAAUACCCCCUCAGGACAGGAAGAAAAUGAGGAAAGUCUGGAAUAGAGCGGUUGACUUUCUUGCAGCAAAUGAAUCUAGAGUUCGCACAGAGACACGAAGAAUAGGUGGUGCUGAGUUCUUGGUUUGGAAGUGGAUGCAACCUUCUGCAGCAUGUGACAAAAUUCUAGUUAUACCAUCGAAAGUAUGGCAAGGCCAAGCAUUUCAUCUAGAUAGAAGAAAUUCACCACCAAACAGCUUGACACCGUGUCUAAAGAUUCGCAAUAUGUUUGAUCCAGUUAUGGAAAUAGGUGAUCACUGGCAUUUAGCAAUUCAAGAAGCAAUCUUGGAGAAAUGCAGUGAUAACGAUGGAAUUGUUCAUAUUGCCGUGGACAAAAAUUCACGUGAGGGUUGUGUAUAUGUCAAGUGUCUGUCUCCAGAGUAUGCUGGAAAGGCUUUUAAGGCAUUACAUGGCUCUUGGUUUGAUGGAAAGCUGGUAACAGUAAAAUACCUGCGACUAGAUCGAUAUCAUCACCGUUUUCCCCAGGCUCUUACUUGCAACACUCCCCUGAAGCCAUCAAACAAACACAUGAACUCUAUGUCACAUCUCCGUCUUCGGACAGGCACAACUAAUUCUCAGGGAAGUUCCUGAGAAGACUUUCUACAAUUGCUAGGACUGAUACUUGCAACAGGAGAAUUCCUGUUUGGCUGCCGUCUUCCUUUUUUAGUGCUUUUUGUAUGUAAUACUUUAAUGGAUUAAAUAAAAGUUUUGAACGUUCCAGAAAUCUUGUUUCCAAAGGGACUUAGCAAUGAGGCAGUAAUACUGAGCUGACGGAAAAAAAAUUGCUUCAGGAAGUUGGGGGGGGCUAUAGUAAACCAAUGCAUUUAAGUUUUGCAUGACGAAUACCGAAUUCAUUAAACAUUUUCAGAUGUGGUGACUGUAUUUUUUCACCAAGAAGUGUUUUUGAUAAUACAAAAGCAUGGAGAAAAGAAGACUUCCUGUAUUUCCAUAGUUAACUGUGAAAUAAUCUUGUGGGUAUUUUGUAACAACCAACCUACAGUUCCAGAUGGUGAGUAACUUAAAGAUAUUUUUUUUCAGUCAAUAUUAGGAUUUUGUUGCUGUAAAAGAAUCAUUUUCUGCGGCUAAGGAAUGGGGCAAUUUAACCUGGCAUUAGUGGGUGCCUAUAAGUGUGAGGGAAAACAAGCUGAAUGUGGAUAUACUGGGUUUUGUGUAUAAACAGUAAAUACUGGUGGUGGCAAAAAUGGCUGUGUUAUGUGAGGAUGUCUGCAUUGAAGCAAUGAGUAAGCUUCCUAUUUUAUUCAAAACCUAAUGUUUUAUAUGGUUUUGGCUGUACCAUGACAAGAGGCCAAAUAACUUAAAGUGUUAGAUACAAGUUAAAUAUCUUUUAUAGGUUUUAUAUGAAAAUAUCUGACUGAUUUUGUGUGAAAGGUCUGAUACCAAUUGUAAUGAAUUCAAAUUUGUGAGCAAUAAAGAAGCAAUUGGCAGAUACUGGAAAAAUAUUUUGUGAAAAGCUGUAUUCAUUAUAAAAAUUGCCAGGGCUGUGACAAAAUACCAUUGGGAUUAAGUGACUUUCCCAAUACAUUUAUAACUUGUUUUAACUAACCAAUUAACUGUUAGACAACAAUUUUGGCUGAUGCAGACUAGAAAUAAUAGUAGGUGUUCAGCUGACAGUAAUUGCUGUGAUUCCAAGCCUGUAAAUUUGUUAACAAUUAGCCAGUAACUACAAAAACUGUUGCUGAGAAGUCUAGUUGCAAAUCUAAGACCAUUGGCUUUACUAAGGCCCACUCCUACAACACAAUUUUGUCUGAUUACCCAGCUGAAUAUUCCAUAGGUGGUGAGACUGAAAGCGCACCAGUGAAAUGAAUUUUAUUGAAACUCACUUUAUUUUGUAGAUAUGAUGGAUUUGCAGCAUGAACUUGCACAAAUAAUGCACGUUUUUCUUAUGGUUAAGUAAACAUGAUGCACACUGUUCUGCAACAGAAAAUCCUAUUGUGCCUUACCUUUGUGCUUUUGUGGGCACCAUGUUUAUUACUGGAGAGUUUGUUAACCGAAAAAUUUUAAAUUCUCAGUUUUAUGUCUCAGAUGCUAAUGAAUGAGUAUAUAUAAUAUAUAAUCAGCCAUGCAGAAUUCUACUUACCAAGGACAAGUACAUAUUUUUGAUGGGUGAGUAGAUUUUGUGCCAGGUCUGGUAGAUUUUGAUGAGUUUUACUAUAUACAUAUAUGUAUAUGUAUAAUAUACAUGUAUAUGUAUUAUAUAUGUAUAUAAACUAAUUUUGUUGUAUUUGAUGUGCAUCAUAGUGAUUUGUUAACCUGACCUUAGUGACCCCAUCUUGUGACCUGUUGCAAGAGUGAAUGUAAAAAUAGUUGUGGCAUUUUAAAAGGUCGCCUUUUGAUGCAGGUGCAAAAUGCAUCGUUCUUGCUUCUAAAAUAUAUUUCUUGUAAACACUGUACAUUUUAUUAUUGUAAUAUGACUAUUAUGCAGCUUAUUUUACCUAAAACUGUUAAGUUGACCAAUAUCCCUUCCUGCAAGACAGAUGGGAAUGUGUAUAAUACCUAAACAUUUGAGAAGAAUCAGAUGUUUGAUGUAAUUUGUCACCCUGUCCUGUAAAAACUAAACAAAAAACAAAAAAAAAAUCAAAUUAAAGGUUUAUUAGGGUUUUUA
Molecule: messenger RNA, 4793 nt
Organism: Rhea pennata
Lineage: Eukaryota; Metazoa; Chordata; Aves; Rheiformes; Rheidae
Gene: LEMD3
Product: LEM domain containing 3
Exons: 13
Coding region: 11-2761 (916 amino acids)
Biological process (GO): nuclear envelope organization; negative regulation of BMP signaling pathway
Molecular function (GO): chromatin DNA binding
Source: RefSeq, a predicted model, not a curated record